AUGAACAACAACUCCCCACUUCGCGUCUUCGACCUUUCGAGUCUACCUCUUUAUCCCAUCGAUUCCACCAUGGCCGACUCCAAACCUUCCGCCCAGCCGUCUGCCACCAAGACCGACACCACCAUGGCCGAUCCCUCUUCCGCCCAGCCGUCUGCCACCAAGACCGACACCACCAUGGCCGAUCCCUCUUCCACCAAGCGCAAGUGGAAGACCGACCCUAACUUCGCUGAGUUUCGAGGCAUCCAAACUACCGAAAUCAAGGGAGCCAUGAACAUGCAUCACCAAGUUGAUGCCGCCGCUUGGCAUUCCCGAGUGCUGUACACGGACGAGAAUGGGAAGGUUCUCUACGCUGUCACCGUUGUGAUGCCUUCGUUGGUCUGCCACCAAGCAUUCAACAAGAAGUAUCUUGGGCCUCCCGGCGUUAACCACCCCGUCCUUCCCUGGUACCAGCUUCCGGACAAGGAGCCUUCUGACGAUGUUGACGAUGUUGAAGCCAUCACGGUCCAGUGUUGCAACAUGCAUGGUAUCGCCCUUCUUGCUCAGCAUGGGUGGUGGGCCAAUGCUGUUGUAAAAUCAGGGGGCCAGUUGGAAGAGCAUGCGCAACAUCUGGUUCAAACCUUGGUCCAUCGUCUGGUUCAAACCUUGGUCCACGACGGGGAAGGCGACUGUAUCAUGUUCUUGAGGGGUUCAAUCCUCCCACCGGAAGAACUCGCAACCGCCCCCUCUGCCUUCCGUGACGCUAGCGAAACCCCUCCCGAUGCUGACUUGAUGGCCAUGAUUAAGGAACAGAUCGAAGCAAGCCUUCAACGCCAAGAACAAGAAGGAGCCCGAGGAGAAGCGUUGGUGGCCAAGAAGGAUCAGAAGGAUGGCGGCGCCAAGAAGGACAAGCAGGAUGACGGCAGCAAGAAGGACAAGCAAGAUGACGGCAGCAAGAAGGACGUCAACAAGCCCUUCAAACAAGCUUUGCAUCCCUUCAUCCGGCCUGGUGAGGCCUCAAGCUCUGAUUCUGGCUCGGACGAUGAUGAUGAGGUUAUGGAAAUGCCUCCACCCGCCCCUCGCAAGAUUGAUGCCGUUGACUUGACCAAUGUCGACACUACUGAUGAUGACGAGGAGGACGAGGAUAGCGAUGAAGAGGACUCGAACAGCAAGUAG
Molecule: messenger RNA, 1152 nt
Organism: Seminavis robusta
Lineage: Eukaryota; Bacillariophyta; Bacillariophyceae; Naviculales; Naviculaceae
Source: the annotation of a GenBank genome assembly